This is a messenger RNA of Lactuca virosa, 4462 nucleotides long. NCBI's taxonomy places the organism in Eukaryota, Viridiplantae, Streptophyta, Magnoliopsida, Asterales, Asteraceae. The record is from the annotation of a GenBank genome assembly.
UGCAAUUCCAAACGACAUCGUCUUGUUCUUGACAACGAUUAACAAUCACACCACCGCACCUGCCUCGUUAGUUCUCCGUUUGGGCGUAGCAUCGUCAUUCAUUGCAUCGGCGCCAUCCGCUCACUCUCUCCAAAAGUUUUCAACUCUCCCCGUGAAUUCUCAGCUAGGUUCAAAUCCGGUCCAGAGACAUCCCCAAUUUGUAGAUCUACAAUUUUAUCCCCUUUAUUCGUUAACGAAAUCGUUUCACCAAGUCUUAGACACAUAAGCCCUAAUUCGAACCCAUACCACGUCUACUUUUUCAUGAUUGAUUUAGCUCUGAUUUCGAGGGAUUCUGUUAUUGAAUCACCGAUCUCGAUGUGCUGACCUGCAUACUGUUCUCAUCCAGGAUCAAUCAGUUCAUAGACUUAGGGUUUUUAAUUUAUUAGAAAGGGGAUCAAAAGAUUGGCGCCGGUAAUUGAUGGUCCUCGUCGCGCAGUACGGAGAAGAAGGAUUAUAUUUUACGAAAAGCGAUGCCGUUGAUGAUUAUGAUGGAAGAAGGUUGUUAUGUAUGGGCGGUGGGAAGGUGAGCUGUGGUUCAACCGGCGGCACAUGUGGUCGGUCCCCUCUCCCUCCACGCCGUCUCUAGUCGCUCCCAUCAAGUCCUCCGUUUUCAUUGACUCUAACUCUUUCUCCAAAGAUGGACGCAAGAUUCAUGUUGGUGACUGUGCACUGUUCAAACCACCCCAUGAUUCCCCUCCAUUUGUUGGUAUAAUUCGUAGAUUAAUUGUAGAUAAAGAAGACAAUCUAAGCCUCAGUGUGAACUGGCUUUAUCGCCCUUCUGACGUGAAGCUUUUAAAAGGUGCCUCUCUUGAAGCAGCACCAAACGAGGUCUUUUACUCCUUUCACCAAGAUAAAAUACCCGCUGCAUCACUACUUCAUCCGUGUAAAGUCGCAUUCCUCCGUAAAGGUGUUGAACUUCCUUCAAGGGUAUCAUCAUUUGUGUGCAGACGAGUUUAUGAUGUUGAGACUAAGCGUUUAUGGUGGCUAACUGAUCAAGAUUAUCUUAAUUCUUUUUUGACACAGGAACGACAAGAAGUAGUAGAUCAGCUUUUAGAUAAGACAAGAGUAGAAAUGUAUGGAGGCCAUUCCCCAAAACCUUUGAAUGGUCCUGGUCCUGGUCCUGGUCCAAAUGGGACACCACAGGCAAAGGGUAAGAAAAGAGAGCAGACUUCAGACUCUGGUCAACUUAGACCAGAAGACAUGUUAAAGGCUGAGAUUGCCAAAAUUACAGAUAAAGGAGGGUUGGUGGAUUUUGAAGGUGUUGAGAAAAUAAUACAGCUGAUGCAGCCUGAGAGUGGUGACAAGAAAGUUGACCUGGCUUCCAGAAUUAUGCUUGUUAAUGUCAUAUCAGUUACUGACAGUUUUGAUUGCCUUAGUCGGUUUGUUCAGCUUAGGGGUUUGCUUAUUUUAGAUGAAUGGCUUCAAGAGUUCCACAAGGGGAAGAUUGGUGAUGGUAGUCCUAAAGAGGGUGAUUUAUCUGUGGAGGAGUUUCUUUUUGCUUUGCUUCGUGCACUUGACAGGUUACCUGUGAAUAUUCAUGCUUUACAGACUUGUAAUGUCGGUAAGUCUGUUAAUCACUUACGUAGCCAUAAAAACCCUGAGAUUUUGAAGAAAGCUAAGUGUUUAGUUGACACGUGGAAGAAAAGUGUUGAAGCUGAAAUGAAUAUGAUGGAAAGAAAACGAGUCGAGCAAAUGAAUAUCAUUGAAACAAGAUCCGGUACAAGACGUGCAGGUUCAGGUUCCUGGUCAAACAAGCAAAUGAUGCCUGAAGUGUCCCCUCAUAUGGUCAAACAAGUCAAGAUUUCUACUUCACAACCUUCUGUAGUGAAAGCUCAGGGUAAGCAUAAUUCUGGUGAAGCUAUCGUCAAGUCGCCGGAAUCUCCUAGCCCUACAAAACUUCCAGGACCAGUGCCAGCUGGCAUUGCCCCUUCAGAUGUAACAGUUAAACAGGAAAAGAGUAGCAGUUGUAGCCCUUCUGCUUCUGGUAAGGGGUCACCAUUUAGAGCUACACCUGAAAGGGCAACUGAAGAAAACAUACACAACAGCCAGAGACUUAUUGUCCGGCUGCCGAACACGGGAAGAAGCCCUGCACACACAGCCAGUGGUGGAUCUGUUGAAGAUCAUCUUGAUGGGAGUGGGAGGCCAAAGGGAAAAGGGGAGACACCACCAGACAACAAUGUGGUAGCUAUGGAUACAGAUUCAUGUAAAGGGAAAGAAGGAUUGGUUGGCUGUGAUGCUGACGAUGGUGAGGCAUCCAAAGGUGCCGACUCAGCAUCGGGUGGGAGUGGGACACUAAAAUCGGGGAAGUCACAUGAAGCGUCUUACAGCUCUAUAAAUGCAUUGGUUGAAAGCUGUGCUAAAUUUUCUGAAGUUAGCACGUCUUUGCCAGCUGGCAAUGAUGUUGGAAUGAAUCUUCUCGCCAGUGUGGCUGCUGGUGAGAUGUCUAGGUCUGACGUGGCAACGUCAUCGUGUUCCCCUGAAAACAAACAACCUUUACCUGAAGACACUUGCUCUGAAGAUAAUGGCAAUCCCAGACAAUCAAUUGAAGAUGGUUCCCAAGUUGAAGAUAAUCUUAAAGUCAGCAAUGGUCAUGAUCAUGCCAGGUUGGCGGAAAACAGUAAUGCUGUACCUGAGGUAGGGCCCGCAGCAGAUGCAACAGGUAUAAGUGGAAAGGUCAAUGAUGAACCUUCUUCUAGGUCAUCAUCAGAUAAGCAUGAGGAUGAAAAGAAAUCAAUGAAGAAAGAGCAUGAUGAUGUGGAUUCUGAAUUGCUGAAACCAUCUUGUGGCCAUGUUAGUUUAGAGCAGUUUGAGGAGAAAGAAAAUACGGAUCCUGAUUCUUCUGUCCUGCUGCAGAGCAGUGAAAAUGUAGAUAAAAACGAGGCCCAAGAGGGAGAUGGGUCGGGCCCAUCUGCCUCCACAUCAGCACCUCCUGUGUCAGAAAAGACAGUGAAGCUGGAUUUUGACUUGAAUGAAGUUGUUCCUAGUGAUGAUAUCGAAAGGCAUAGCUCAUUACAUUCUGCAAGUUCUGUUGUGGGGGGAAACCGGGCGGCUUCAGUUACUGUAGCAGCAGCUGCUAAAGGACCUUUUUUAUCAUCUGAGAAUCUGUUAAAAGGCAAGGCUGAGCUUGGGUGGAAGGGAUCUGCUGCCACCAGUGCAUUUCGUCCAGCUGAGCCUCGAAAGGCCCGUGAGUUUUUGGACUUUGACCUCAAUGUUGGUGUUGCUGAUGAUGUCAUUGUCAACAACCAAAACCAAAACCAAAACCAAAACCCACCAUCGUCAAAAUACAUCGAUUCCAGGAACAAAGGAGGGCUCGAUCUCGAUUUAAAUGCAUGUGAAGAAACUCCCGAUGUGGGCCCGUUAAUGGUUAGCUUUAGCAGACCACAAAUCCCUCCAAGGUCUCUUCUUUCUUCCGGGUUUGAUCUCAACAACGGGCCUGGAAUUGAAGAAAUUGGCAGUGAAUCAAUGCCACAUUCCAGAAAUGGUAUUCAGUUUUUGCCUAAUGUUCCUAGUGUCAGAAUGGGGAACAUAGAUGUGGGAAACUUCCAUUCCUGGUUUCCACCAAGUAGUACAUACCCAGCAAUUCCGAUUCCAGCCCAGAGUUAUUCCAUGCCAGUGCCACAAAGAAUGUUGACUCCUAUGGCUGCUGCUGCUGCUGCUUCUGGUGGUGGUAGUGGCACUCCGUUUAAUCCUGAAUUAUUUAGAGGGCCCGUGUUAUCAUCUUCUCCUGCAGUUGCUUUUUCAUCCACAGCACCAUUCCAAUUCCCAGGUUUCCCAUUUGAAACUAAUUUCUCUAUGCCUUCAAAUACAGUGUCACCAGCAUUUGUGGGGUCAUCCGCUGGGCCUGGGCCUGGGCCAAUUUGUUUCCCAACAAUACCCUCACAACUGGUGGGCCCACUUUCAUCAUCAAGUUAUAGGCCAUAUGUUAUGGGUCUACCUGGUGGAUCGAGUAACGAUAACAAAAAAUGGGGAACCCAUGGUCUGGAUUUGAACUCGGGUCCUGGAGGUCCGGAUGAGACAUUGCCUUCAGGAUUGAGACAGCUUCCUCUUGGUGAUGAACAGUUGAAGAUGUUUCAGCAGAUGGCGGCCAGUGGCGGCAGCGGUGGUGGUGGUGGAGUCUUUAAGAGGAAAGAGCCUUUCAAUUCCAGCAUACCCUCUGGUCUUGUGGCCAACCGGAAUCGGAGCGUUCUAUCCAUCUGAGAGAGAGAGAGAGAGAGAGAGAGAGAGAGAGAGAGAGAGAGAGAGACCAUCAUAGAAGAAGAAGAAGAAGAAGAAGAAGAAGAAGAAGAAGAGGAUUUCCAGUGUAGAUAUUUAACUACUACUCUUUGUUUGUUAGGUUAAUUAGUUUUCUUGUCUUUGCAGUUUUAUUUCAUACUUACUAGUUACUACACAGCCAAAAGUUUGGUAUAUUGAUAUUCCAUUCACC